AUGCCUAAAAUCACCGAGAUCUUCUUUGAUUGUGACAAUACUCUUGUCCUCUCGGAAGAGUUGGCCUUCGAGGCCUGCGCCGACCUGGCCAAUGAGAUCCUCGAAUCACGCAACAUCGAUGUCCGCUAUACCGGCGAUCAGCUUAUCAAGGACUUUGUCGGCCAGAACUUCCGCGGCAUGAUGGUCUCCUUGCAGUCCAAGUUCAAUUUCGAGCUGGAAAAGGAUGAGUUGGAGGCUUACGUCAAGAAAGAGGAGGACAAGGUCAUUGCGAAGCUCGAGGCCAAGGCCAAACCAUGUGUCGGCGCCAGCGAGGUCCUAGAGCGACUCUAUGCCGCCAAGAAGUACGGUUUCGCCGUCGUCUCCUCGUCGGCCCUCCGUCGCGUCGUCGCCUCCAUCAAGAAGGUCGGCCAGGACAAAUACUUUGACGCGGAUAAGGUAUACAGCGCGGCUACCUCUCUGCCAAAGCCUACCUCCAAACCUGACCCGGCUAUCUAUCUCUACGCCCUCCAGCAAGUCGGCAAGACUGCCGCGGAGACGGUCACCAUCGAGGAUAGCAAGUCUGGUGCACUCUCCGCAAUCCGUGCCGGUAUUCAUACCAUUGCCUAUGUCGGAAGCUAUAAUGGCAAGGAGACACAAGACGAAAUGGCCAAAGUCCUGACUGAUCUCGGAGCAAAGGUCGUCAUGUACGACUGGGCCGAGUUCGACAAAUGCCUCGAAUUCAUCGAGAACUCCCCCGCCGAGGUUCCUCAGUCCAGCCUGUGA
Molecule: messenger RNA, 762 nt
Organism: Penicillium waksmanii
Lineage: Eukaryota; Fungi; Ascomycota; Eurotiomycetes; Eurotiales; Aspergillaceae
Product: HAD family hydrolase
Exons: 2
Coding region: 1-762 (253 amino acids)
Molecular function (GO): hydrolase activity
Source: RefSeq, a predicted model, not a curated record